Penicillium nucicola is the source of this 1458-nucleotide messenger RNA. Its product is annotated as ribosomal lysine N-methyltransferase. The record is from RefSeq and is a predicted model, not a curated record. The transcript has 3 exons. Gene Ontology annotation, biological process: peptidyl-lysine monomethylation. Bases 1 to 1458 code for a protein of 485 amino acids. Lineage: Eukaryota; Fungi; Ascomycota; Eurotiomycetes; Eurotiales; Aspergillaceae. Gene Ontology annotation, molecular function: protein binding; protein-lysine N-methyltransferase activity. Gene Ontology annotation, cellular component: nucleus.
AUGUCUUCGACUACCCACUUCCCCGACCCCGAGGGCUUUCAACAACAGUCGGACAGUUUCGUUUCCUGGCUGCAAGCAACUCCAGGAGUGAAACUGAACCCCAAUCUCAGACUUGCGGAUCUCAGAGCAAGUGGCGCGGGAAGAGGUGUCGUGGCACAAAGCAACAUUCCCGAAGGCGAAGAACUCUUCUCGAUUCCGCGUGGCCUAGUCCUCGCCGUCCAAAACUCGGAGCUGAAGACCCUGCUCGGUCAGGAUGUUGAACAGCUCGGUCCGUGGCUUUCUCUCAUGCUGGUUAUGCUGUAUGAAUAUCUGCAAGGAGAGAAGUCACGUUGGGCUCCGUAUUUCCGGGUCUUACCUUCUCGCUUUGAUACCCUGAUGUUUUGGUCACCAGCUGAGCUGAACGAGUUGCAAGCUAGUACCAUUGUGGAGAAGAUUGGCAGAGAGGGUGCUGAGCAGUCUAUUUUGGAGAUCAUUGCUCCUAUUGUGAGAGGACACCCUGCUCUGUUCCAACCUCCCCAUGGUGUAGCUUCUUUCGACGGUGACGCUGGUGCUGCUGCUCUGCUUGAGCUUGCUCAUGUCAUGGGAUCUUUGAUCAUGGCUUAUGCCUUCGACAUUGAAAAGGCUGAAGACGACGACGAUGAGGCUGAGGCUGCUGAUGACAGCUACAUGACCGAUGAUGAGGAGGAGCAGCUCCCCAAGGGUAUGGUCCCGCUUGCCGACCUUCUUAACGCUGACGCGGACCGAAACAACGCCCGUCUUUACCAAGAGGAAGGAAGUUUGGUCAUGAAGGCAAUCAAGCCGAUCCAGCAAGGCGAGGAAGUCUUCAACGACUACGGAGAAAUCCCACGCGCGGACCUCCUCCGUCGGUACGGAUACGUGACCGAAAACUACGCUCAAUACGACGUAGUCGAGUUGUCAAUGAGCAGCAUCUGCCAGGCUGCCGGUCUUGAAAGCGCUGAUAUCGAGUCCCAACCUCGACUCCAAUUCCUCGAGGAACUCGACAUUCUGGAGGACGGCUACGUCAUUCCCAGACCUAUCAACGCCAAUCCGUCUUUGGAAGAUAUUCUCCCUGCUGAGCUGGUGAUUCUUUUGACUACUCUUGCCCUUCCCGAAGAUGAUUUCAAGCAACGUCAGUCUAAGAACAAGCCUCCCAAGCCCGCGUUCGAAGCCAACCAAGCUAUCAUCUUGACUCGGGCUUUGCAGAACCAGCAGUCGCAAUACGCCUCCUCUUUGGCGCAAGAUGCUCAGCUUUUGGCCUCGCUUCCUCCUUUGGAUAUCUCGGGUGCGUCGGACACCUCAGCUCGUCGAGCUAGGAUGGCACUUCAAGUGCGCAUUGGAGAGAAGCAAGUCCUGCAGGCUGUCCUAGGCAUGCUGGAGCCUACAACGACAGGAUCAUUAAAGCGCCCUGCCAAUGGCGACGACGGUGAUUCACGACAGUUCAAGACCCAGCGGUUUUGA